CCUCCAUUCCCAUCCUCAAAACGCAUAAUCCUACCGCUACGACCAAAAAUGGGAAUGCGUUCCAAUUCACUCCACACACAGUCUUCUCUCCUCUUCCUCUUCCUCCUCCUCCUCCUCCUCGUACCCCUCCUCUGCAAGUCCUCGCGUCCGCCAUUCGCCUGCGAUGCUGGCGACCCGAGGACCCGGAACCUGCCCUUCUGCCGGGCCUCGAAGCCGAUACACGUGAGGGUGAGGGAUUUAAUAGGGAGGCUCACUCUGCAGGAGAAGGUGAUGCUGCUGGUGAACAAUGCAGCUCCCGUGGCGAGGCUGGGAAUAAAGGGGUACGAGUGGUGGUCGGAGGCGCUUCACGGGGUGUCGAAUGUGGGGCCGGGGACCAAGUUCGGCGGCGAGUUUCCUGGGGCCACCAGCUUCCCGCAGGUCAUCACCACCGCCGCCUCUUUCAAUGCCUCUCUCUGGCAAGAAAUUGGAAGGGUGGUGUCAGAUGAGGCAAGGGCCAUGUACAAUGGAGGACUGGCUGGCCUAACCUAUUGGAGCCCAAAUGUGAACAUUUUCAGAGAUCCCAGGUGGGGGAGGGGUCAAGAAACUCCCGGCGAAGACCCCACUUUGGCUGGUAAAUAUGCUGCUAGUUAUGUCAGGGGACUCCAGGGUGCCGCCGCAGGUAACCGCUUGAAGGUGGCUGCUUGCUGCAAGCACUAUACUGCCUAUGAUCUUGAUAACUGGAACGGCGUUGAUCGCUUUCAUUUUAAUGCGAAGGUGAGUAAACAAGAUUUGGCAGAUACGUAUGACGUGCCAUUCAAAGCCUGUGUGGUGGAAGGAAAUGUUGCGAGUGUAAUGUGCUCCUACAAUCAAGUAAAUGGCAAGCCCACUUGUGCUGACCCUGACCUCCUUCGGGGCACCAUUCGAGGCCAAUGGCGUCUCAACGGUUAUAUUGUGUCGGAUUGCGACUCGGUUGGGGUUCUAUACGACACCCAGCACUACACUGCUACCCCCGAAGAUGCAGUUGCAGCCACCAUCCGAGCAGGUUUGGACUUGGACUGUGGACCAUUUUUGGCAAUCCACACUGAGGAGGCCAUUCGGACAGGGAAGUUGAGCGAGGCCGACGUGAAUGGGGCCUUGGCCAACACACUAACAGUGCAGAUGCGUUUGGGCAUGUUUGACGGCGAGCCGUCCAGCCAACCAUUUGGUAAUCUGGGCCCAAGAGAUGUGUGCACUCCAGCCCACCAAGAACUGGCCCUUCAGGCAGCCCGUCAGGGCAUCGUGCUGCUACAAAACCGGGGAGGGGCGCUGCCACUCUCCACCGCACGCCACCGCACAAUUGCCGUCAUCGGGCCCAAUUCUGAUGUUACCGUCACCAUGAUCGGAAACUACGCCGGUGUUGCAUGUGGUUACACCACGCCCUUGCAAGGAAUAGCAAGAUACGCUAAAGCAAUUCAUCAACGAGGCUGCAACGGAGUUGCUUGCAAAGACAACCAGCUUUUUGCGACGGCUGAGAUUGCCGCCCGCCAUGCCGACGCCACGGUUUUGGUGAUGGGCCUUGACCAAUCAAUAGAAGCCGAAUUCAGGGACAGGGCAGGGCUGCUCUUGCCCGGCCGCCAACAGGAGCUGGUGUCUCGUGCCGCCAUGGCGUCUAGAGGCCCGGUGAUUUUGGUCUUGAUGUCCGGUGGUCCUAUUGAUGUUUCUUUCGCCAAGAAUGAUCCAAGGAUUGGUGCAAUUUUGUGGGUGGGUUACCCCGGCCAAGCUGGGGGAACUGCCAUUGCGGAUGUCCUAUUUGGAACGACCAAUCCAGGAGGAAAGCUACCAAUGACAUGGUACCCACAAGGGUAUCUAGCCAAGGCACCAAUGACAAAGAUGGACUUAAGAGCUGACCCAGCCAAAGGUUACCCCGGCAGAACUUACAGAUUCUACAAAGGCCCAGUGGUCUUCCCAUUUGGGCAUGGCUUAAGCUACACCUCAUUUGCCCAUGAAAUAGCCCAUGCUCCAACAACGCUCUCGGUAUCGUUAGCAAGCCUCCAUACACUUAAAAAUUCAACUCUUUUGAGCAAUGCUAUUAGGGUCAAGCACACAAAUUGUGACAUGCUUUCGCUAGGUCUCCACAUUAAUGUGAAGAACACCGGGGAGAUGGAUGGGACACACACGUUACUUGUCUUCUCAAUCCCGCCGGCUGAAAAAUCGACUCCCAAUAAGCAACUGAUAGGAUUUGAAAAAGUCCAUGUGAUGGCUGGUGGCCAGAGAAGGAUUCAUAUCGACAUUGAUGUGUGUAAACACCUCAGUGUGGUUGAUCAAUUUGGGACUCGAAGGAUUCCAAUGGGUGAACAUAGUUUGCAUAUUGGUGAUCUUAAGCAUUCCAUUUCUCUCCAAGCAACAUUUGACAACAUAAAGCAUUAGGAAUAUAUAUAGGGUAGACUAACCAUUUACCCAAGUGUAAAAAAGCAUGGUCUCUACUUAAUAGUGACUACAAGCAUAAGCCAAAUGAAAGCAUAAAAUAAGAUAAUUUAGAAAAUGUGGGUAGAUAUAGAUAUACAAGGUGUUGGAUUUAAAUAUAGAAAGUAUUCUCUUGGAUUUGGUUGUUUGUGGGAGGUUGUGUGUUUGUGUAAUCCAAUUUGUGCUCUCAAAGGAGAGAGAGAGAAGUUUGUAAUACUCUAAUGAUUAUACUGAAUAAUAAUAAUACAUGAAAGAAACUAUUGAGUU
Molecule: messenger RNA, 2688 nt
Organism: Diospyros lotus (date-plum)
Lineage: Eukaryota; Viridiplantae; Streptophyta; Magnoliopsida; Ericales; Ebenaceae
Product: putative beta-D-xylosidase
Exons: 7
Coding region: 49-2385 (778 amino acids)
Biological process (GO): xylan catabolic process; arabinan catabolic process
Cellular component (GO): plant-type cell wall
Molecular function (GO): alpha-L-arabinofuranosidase activity; xylan 1,4-beta-xylosidase activity
Source: RefSeq, a predicted model, not a curated record